AUGCCGAUCACCACGAGAGCCGCCGCCGUCGCCGCUGCCGCCGCCGAAGCCGCUGUCGCCGCCGAAGCCGCUGCCGCUGCCGACGCCGCUGUCGCUGCCACCGCCGACGCCGCUGUCGCUGCCGGUAUCGAGGCCGCCGACGAUGCCGCUGGGCCUGCCGCUGCCGGUGCCGCCGCCGCUUCUGUCUCCGCCACGCCCACAGAAACCUCUUCCGCUGCCGUGAAGAAGGCCGGAGCAGAAGCUCUCACCACCGCUGCUGCCGUGUCACAGAAACCCCAGCCCGUCGCCGCGUCGUCACAGAAGUGCAAGUCGAAGAGUAGCAAGUCUGCGCGUGCGCUGCGAAUAGCUCGAGCCAAGGAAGAGAUGCUGAGAAUACAACUCGAGCUCGCCGCCGCACGCAUCGCCGUCUUGGAAGCAGAAAGUAGUGAAGACGAAGAUGAAGAGCAGUCGGAAUACGCGUCUGACAGUUGGAAGUACGUCCCAGCCGCAGCGAGUCAGCAACAGAAAAUCAACCUCUCCGAGCUGGCAUCUGCAAUAGCACUCACCGCGAAGGCCGGACAACGAGCUACACCACGCUACCACACGGAGUUACCGUACUUCGCUGGCUCUCAACACGAGUGGCUGUCAUUCCGUGCCGCCUAUUACGAAACAGCAGAGGACUUCACCGAGACUGAAAACGUGGCAAGACUACGACGAAGCCUGAGAGGGAGAGCCAAGGAAGCAGUCGAGAACCUGCUAAUAUUGAAUGCACGCGCCACAGACAUCAUGCGCACCCUGGAGUCUCGCUUCGGCCGCCCCGACUCCAUCGCCAUGUCCGAACUCGACCGCCUGCGUGCGCUGCCGCGCCUCACGGACAACCCGCGUGAUGUCUGCGUGUUCGCCAGCCGCGUGCUCAACGUAGUCGCCAGUCUGCGCGCUCUCGACCGCAUACACUACCUCUACAGCCCGGAGGCCACGAAGAUCACCAUAGAGAAGCUGACGCCCGUACUACGCUACCGAUGGUUCGACUACGCCGCCACUCAAACUACAGAAGAGCCGGACCUACUGAAGCUCUCCAGAUUUCUACAGAGAGAAGCCGACCUCUGCGGGCCCUACGCACAGCCAGAGACAGAACCCACAGAGCACAGUCAAAACAGAAUGCAGAGAGCUUACACUACAGCGGCCACAGUCAUAGAAAAAAUAGUAAAAUGCCGCCACUGCGCUACAGAAGGACAUCUCAUCAAUAAGUGUCCAGAGUUCCAAGAAACAGAUGUGAACUCGCGAUGGGAAAUAGCCAAAUCGCAGCGACUAUGUUUCCGAUGCCUUCGCUACAAGAGUAAAACCCACAGUUGCAAGCGAAUCCGCUGCGGAGAAGAUGGCUGCAAUUACUUCCAUCAUAGAUUGCUGCACUUCACAAGAUCAACAGAAACCGGACCGGAAACGAAGAAUAGCGUAACAGUAUCGUCGGUGUGGUCGCCGCGCAAAACACACGCGUACCUGAAGAUCUUACCUGUCAAGAUCGUCGGACCGGCGGGAGAGGUACACACGCACGCUCUGCUCGACGAUGGCUCUACCGUCACGCUCAUAGACGCGGCCAUAGCGAAACAGGCGGGCCUCACGGGCCCCAUCGAGCCGCUCAAAAUAGCCGCCAUCGCCGACACCAAGAUGAACGCCUGCCAUUCUCGCCGCGUCAAAGUGACUCUACAGGGAGAACGCACACAGUACAAGAUUAACGCACGGACUAUCGACAACAUACGACUCUCCGCGCAGACGGUGAAAUCUGAAGAUCUGCGAAAUUGUGCUCAUCUGCGUGACAUCGCACAGCAGCUGAAAUACGAAGCAGCAAGACCAAAGAUCCUCAUCGGUCAAGACAAUUGUCAUCUUCUCAUCGCGAGCGAGGUGCGACAAGGACAGCAAGAUGAACCCGUCGCCUCACACACGCCUCUAGGCUGGGUUCUUCACGGAGCGCACACGAGAACGGUGGACAAGAAAUACCAUAGAGUCAACCACCUGACUAAGCGUGAAGAUGACCUGCGUGAGCCACUCAUCGUGCCCACACGCCCCCACAGCAACUUAGAAGGACGCGCCACCAGUACUCUCGCCAAGUGUACAAAACAAACAGAAGCCUCACGUUCAUGUCGCCGUUACGCCGCCCGUCGCGACGCCUCAAUCGAAGAUCAUAGUACAGUCCACGACAGACGAUGGGCAUCGAAGAUGAACUGUAGUCCAGACUACAGCUACAGAUCAAUGCCACAAACGAAGACAACCGCCGCGCCACCGCAGCCGCCACCGCAGCCGCCGCCGCCGCCGCCGUCGCCGAGAACAACUAAUGAUAGAGCCUACAGGGAGCGACGAGCGAGCUGGCCAUCCUGCCCUCCGAGCCUGCGGAGCCAGACGUCCCUCACCGAGAUCUGCAAUGACGACCACGGCGUCAAUGCACGGCGGGAGUAA
Messenger RNA from Plutella xylostella (diamondback moth), 2430 nucleotides. The record is from RefSeq and is a predicted model, not a curated record. NCBI's taxonomy places the organism in Eukaryota, Metazoa, Arthropoda, Insecta, Lepidoptera, Plutellidae.